Molecule: messenger RNA, 1718 nt
Organism: Dreissena polymorpha
Lineage: Eukaryota; Metazoa; Mollusca; Bivalvia; Myida; Dreissenidae
Exons: 7
Coding region: 341-1156 (271 amino acids)
Source: RefSeq, a predicted model, not a curated record
GGUAAAUAAAUAUGUAAAAAAAGCGGGGCAAGAUAUGACUUGAUCGCUCAUUUGAGCAAUGUUUUAAAAACGAAUUAAGAUAAUAUAAAAUCAUUCGUGUUUGGCAUUAUUUGAACAACAUUUGUAGACGGAUCCUUGGUAUAAUAUUUAGUUAACCACGAAUACACACCUUACACCAUGAGAUAUGUUAAAAAAAUCCGAAUUCAUUACCUUUUUCAGAGGUACCGUUUUAAAACCUUCGUUGAAUAUGGAAAAUAUUAUAUUGCAUUAUUAAUUGGAACAGUUUCAGUGUCGGUGUGUACUUCGAUCAGUAGACAUACUCUUGAAGCAGUGCUUUGGAAUGACCAACACGUUUUGUACCGACUGUUGGCCAAUAUACACUCAGACAACUGUCACCGCAGUAAAAGAACUUGGGUCUAUCGACAAUUUGGGCCUAUCGACAAUUGAUUGUCUGACAUACUAUUACCCGACAUUUCAUUGGAGUCGAUGCGAAGACACUCAAAGAAAAGUCAUGUGCAGCAAACAAAACUAUACAGAUUCAACAGCAAAGGCGAGUGUCAUCGACAGAUCAGAAAAAACAUGGCGAACUGGCAUUCCUCAUUGUUUGAAAAACAACAUGUACCCAGCGUCACAAUGCAGCAUAAUGAAUGCUGGAUUUGGGUUACCGGAAAGUCAGCCGUACUGGACAGGAGUAAUACGAGCCCACACUUUAGUUAAGAAAUCGACAAUAUGCAAUGGUACAUCGAUACCAGAGGAGGGAUAUGCAUGGAUUACAGAUAAUGAUAAAACAAUUCACCUGUCAUUCUUGGAUGUUAAACAAGCUAUUUGUGUCGAAGCGAAUGCUACACCACUUUCUACGACAACGAUAUUAAAGACACAAGAUUCAACGCACAGCACCUACGCCAACCAUGUUGAGGAUCAAAGUUCGACCAACGUUGAUUCGAAUAGUGUUGGUGUUGGUGUCGGUGUGUCAGUUGCGGUUCUAUUCGCAGUAGGUGGAGCCGUGAUUGUUAUUGUACUAAAAAGGAGAUGUCUAUUGCCUUGCAGAUUGGAAUCGAACAAUGCCACAACUAAUUCAGAAUCACGCGACUGUGCAAGCAAAUCUAAUGAAUCUUAUGAAGAUGAAAUAAAAAAUCAUAACUAUUUUAUAAUGUAAAAAUGCGCACAAUCAGUGGACGAAAGGGAAGCUCAUAAGAACAAAGCGGAUCAACCAAACGUAGGAAAUACUGAGACCGAUAAUUACAAUUCAAUCGAUGAAAUAGAUGAACAUUAUCAAAGUGUAAAAGAUGAGUUCGUCUACACAAACAAAGCCCUACAAAGCGGAUCUAAUAGCAGGAAACCAGACAAUGUAUACAACAAACUCAAGCUAGACCUUCCCGGAGACGAUGCUCAUGUAGGAAGACUCGGGAAUAACAUUUCAAAAGCAGGCAGCGACUACGAUACAACUGCUGUGGCGCGCAGGAACGACGGGGACGGAGACUAUAGCCAUAUCCCGCAUCCUGAUAGUACAACCUGUGCACGACUGAAUGGAUUAAAAGAUGACUAUGAAGUUAUCAAUGGAAAGAAGAUAAAAUUUUCCCCAAGCGACUCUGCAGAUUAUGCUCACGUCAGAGUUUAGGAAAGAAUUAAGUAAAUGCAUGAUUGAAUGAUAAAUGUAAUAGAACUUUGUGACGUACAUCUUCUUUUUCAAAUACUCCGAAAAAUACAUUUGAAGCGUA